Callorhinchus milii (elephant shark) is the source of this 653-nucleotide messenger RNA. RefSeq names its product poly(rC)-binding protein 3-like. The transcript has 9 exons. Gene Ontology annotation, biological process: regulation of RNA metabolic process; regulation of gene expression. Gene Ontology annotation, cellular component: cytoplasm; nucleus. NCBI's taxonomy places the organism in Eukaryota, Metazoa, Chordata, Chondrichthyes, Chimaeriformes, Callorhinchidae. Gene Ontology annotation, molecular function: mRNA binding. The record is from RefSeq and is a predicted model, not a curated record. The annotation marks the transcript as partial.
AUGGACGGCAGCGGCAAGGAGGGAGGCCUCAGUGUCACGCUCACGAUCCGCCUGCUCAUGCAUGGCAAGGAGGUUGGAAGCAUCAUUGGUAAGAAAGGGGAGACGGUGAAAAAAAUGCGCGAGGAGAGCGGGGCACGGAUCAACAUCUCCGAGGGCUCGUGUCCCGAGCGAAUCGUCACCAUCACCGGCCCCACUGACGCCAUCUUCAAGGCCUUCGCGAUGAUCGCAGAGAAGUUUGAAGAAGACAUUAACAGCUCCAUGACAAACAGCACAGUGACCAGCAAGCCGCCCGUCACCCUGCGUCUCGUGGUGCCAGCCAGCCAGUGCGGCUCGCUCAUCGGCAAGGGUGGCUCCAAGAUCCGUGAAAUCCGAGAGUCGACAGGGGCACAGGUGCAGGUUGCCGGCGACCUGCUGCCAAACUCCACGGAGCGAGCCGUCACAAUUUCUGGCACGCCUGAAGCAAUCAUCCAAUGUGUGCGGCAAAUCUGUGUGGUCAUGCUGGAGUCCCCACCUAAAGGUGCCACCAUCCCGUACCGGCCCAAGCCGGCCGCUUCCGCCCCGGUGAUUUUCGCUGGCGGGCAGGCGUACACCAUUCAGGGACAAUAUGCCAUUCCUCACCCAGAUUUGACCAAGCUCCAUCAGCUGGCUAUGCA